ACGUUCAUUGGUUUGAAACAGUUGAUCUCCAAAACCUAUAUUUGCGACACCUGUUCAUCAGCUAGGCGGACAAGUUAAAAUAGACUAAAAAUUUAAAGUAACGAAAAAAUUACACAAUCAACUUCUCAGAUAGAUUUGCGGCAGAGUCGGUGACACAGUAAACGUGUCAUCGAGUGUGUGAGUGAAUGACUCGUGUUCAUCUGCGGAAUAUCGGGUUACGCGCUGCGUUUUUAGACGCGUCAAGUGUUGCGACAGCCGUCACACCAGCAUUCACAUUCACAUGCACUGAGCCAGACCUUUAAACGCGUUCUUCUGGAGAGUUUGUGUCUGUUGUUUAUGCACAUUUACCUCAAGACGGUUAUAAGAAGUUCUGCCUGGAGCCGCAGGGACAGGGAUCAUGCUGGGGAGGAAGAAGAAGCCAGAGACAGUUCAGACUGAACCCAAAGCGCACGAGUCAAAAACCCACGACCCGCUUCGGAGGCUUGGUGUUCUGGACGAUGAAGAUGUGCAGCUGAUGCUGCAGGGGUCAAAGAUGAUAAAGGUUCGAUCUCAGCGUUGGCGGAAAGACAGGAGCCUGAAGCUUCUGGAGGACUGUGUGACGGUGUGGUGUGAGUCCAGCAAAGCCUCCCGCAAAAGCAAAAAACAGCAGACAUGUGAGUAAAUCAUCUGUGGCUGAGCUACAUCCAAAAGCAAAUAUCAAAAUUCAGCUUUCUGCACAGCAUUUGCGAGUCCAGAAAUCAGCUGAGCUCCCGAGGGCUUUUCAGCAAGAUAUUUAGUUUCUACAUUUUGAGCUUCCAUCUCUACAAUGGAUCAUUUUCUGUUUCAUGAAUCACACACAAAAACAAAAUGCAGUUUUGUAUAGUUGGGAUACAGUUCAGUAAAGAUAGCAUUCUUCACAAGGUUUUGUCUAAAGAAUUUGUUCUCACAAGUGUGCUGACACAGACGGAGGUUAAAGGGUUUGUUCACCCAAAAAUGAAAACUCUGUCAUUAAUGACUCACCCUCAUGUCGUCCCAAAGCCGUAAGACCUUGGUUCAUCUUCAGAACACAAAUCAAGAUAUUUUUGAGGAAAUACGAGAGCUUUCUGAUCCUCCAUAGACAGCAACAAUGUAUUUGUUUUUCUCACAGUCCAGUAGAUGAUUUGUAAAUGACUUUAUAUCUUGAUGGGUGCCAGUGACACGAUCACUGUGACGAAGGUGCCAUGAUGCCAGAACUUAACAUGUGAUUAAAAAAGAUAUGAUAGUGGACUCAGUAGCAGUAUGGAAACAUAAUUUUCACAACUAAUCAGAUCAAGGAAUCAUACUUUCACACCCUAGAGGAACACACUGUAGCACUGACCCAAUUAAUCACAGGGCAAACAAGGGAAGGAUUUUCAGAUGAUUGUUAUCGAAAUGUCUAAAUACAGCACUACUUAUGAUGCAGAAAGGUUAUACAAUGAUGAGUCAUUACAGGUGCCAUCACUAUAUAUUAUGUAUGACUGCAUUUGAACCCUUUUUAGUUUAUCAUUGGAUAGGGUCUGAUUUUUUUCUUUUAGAUUGUGUAUAUAAUAAUAAUUAUUUUGUAUAAUAAUGCAAUCAUUAUUUUAGUCUUAGAGUAGUAUGAUGGGGAUCCAGUACCAGGCUUUUUUUCCCAUUGUAAACCACUCACCUUUGACCAUUGGCCAUUGUUGAUGAAUGGGACAGGACUUUCCAAAUCAAUGCAACAGCAAACAGAAAACCCCAUAAGGUUUUGUGUGCAUAUGUCUGAACUCAUGAAUACAUGUCUGGUGGUGUGUUUGUCUAUAUAGACUAAAAGCUCAGGCCCUCAGCUUCUCUCCAGUUUAAUUUCCUACUUUGUGUGGCUUGUUUCACAACAUCAAAGCAAAGCCAGGAAAUUAAACUAGAAAUAUUUAUAAUCAUUGAAUACCAUGAUUAUGAUCCUGAACUGUCUCAAACUCACUUUAAAUGAUUUCAGACCACCAGAUUUGGUGCUUACGUUGAACAGAAGUGUCGUGGGACAAUUCAUUGUCAGUUCAUUGUCUCAAUCUGUUACUUUCACCUGU
Messenger RNA from Carassius auratus (goldfish), 2039 nucleotides. RefSeq names its product 1-phosphatidylinositol 4,5-bisphosphate phosphodiesterase delta-3-A-like. Lineage: Eukaryota; Metazoa; Chordata; Actinopteri; Cypriniformes; Cyprinidae. The record is from RefSeq and is a predicted model, not a curated record. The coding region runs from base 398 to 661 and encodes 87 amino acids. The transcript has 2 exons.